GUGACGAAGUGACGGAGCAUUCUCCUUUUCGCAUACCUUUUUCCAAGGACCACAUGCGUAAACAGUCUGUGCUGUGAUACCAGAAUACUGGGAGCGACUGCGUCCGUUUGUUCCUAAUUUCACUGAAUUGCAACAUGAAGCGAUCCCGUCAAAGUGGCCUUUUAACACAAGUGGCCGUGGUGCUGCUCCUGGCCACUUCAGCACAUGCCAUGCGACGCAAGUAUGAAGCUCGCAAGCACUGGUGGGACCUCGCGCAGAACGAGUUGGCGGCCGCCCUCAACGUGCGAGACAACUGGAACGUGGCGAAGAACGUGAUCAUUUUCCUGGGCGACGGCAUGGGCAUCACCGCCAACACCGCCGCCAGGAUCUUCAAGGGCCAGAAGAAGGGCAUGAACGGCGAGGAGGGCUACAUGACGUGGGAGAGGUUCCCCAACGCGGCGCUGCUCAAGACCUACAACGUGGACAAACAGGUUCCGGACAGCGCAGGCACGGCCACGGCCUACCUGUGCGGAGUCAAGGCCAAUUAUUACACACUCGGCGUCGACUCGGAGGUGACCCUCGGAGACUGCGCGGCGGCGAGGAACCCGAUCUACCACACGCCGUCCAUCCUGCAGUGGGCGCAGGAGGCUGGCAAGGACACAGGUUUUGUGACCACGACCCGAGUCACGCACGCCACGCCCGCGGCCCUGUACGCCCACUCCGCCCACCGAAACUGGGAGUGCGACGGCAAUCUGGGUCAGAUGGGCAUCGGCUGCAAGGACAUCGCGGAUCAGCUGGUGUCGGAAAACCCUGGCAGGAAUAUCAAGGUGAUCCUCGGAGGCGGGCGCCAGUCCUUCGGCGCCAGCACGGGGCCCGUGAAUAAGGACACGUGCAUCCGCCGCGACGGCCGUGACCUUACCCGCGAGUGGCUCAGCGACAAGGCGCAACAAGGUCAUAGCGCUGCUUAUGUCACCAACGCCGGGGAAUUGGCCAACGUCGACGUGGACGACACGGACUUCCUCCUGGGUCUGUUCUCCGACACACACGUCCCGUUCGAGGUGGACCGCGUGAACAGCCCCGCCGGGUCCCCCUCGCUCACCCAGAUGGCUACCAAGGCCGUCAAGUUCCUCCAGAAGAACGACAACGGAUUCUUCCUCCUGGUUGAGGGCGGCCGCAUCGACCACGCCCUGCACGACAACCUGCCCCACCGCGCCCUCGAGGAAGCCGUCGCCCUUGACAGUGCAGUCGCCGCCGUUCUCGAGGAAGUGGAUCUGGAGGACACGCUGGUGCUGGUGACGGCCGACCACUCUCACGUGAUGACGAUCAACGGGUACCCUGAGCGUGGGAACGACAUCCUCGGUAUGACUGGUGACAUCUCCAAGAUUGAUAACAUGCCCUACACGACGCUCAUGUUCACCAAUGGGCCCGGUUUCAACUACACCACCGACGGCAGCAGGGUGAUCCGUCAGGACCCCCGCACUGUAGACACGCGACACGUGAACUACCGCAGUCAGGCCGCCGUGCCACUCCCGCCCAUCUCCGAGACGCACGGAGGAGAGGACGUCGGAGUCUGGGCCGCAGGUCCUAUGGCUCACCUCUUCCACCGCACUCACGAGCAACACUACGUCGCCCACGUCAUGGCCUACGCCGCCUGCGUCGGCCCCAGCGCCGGCAAGAGGUGCGAGAGGCCAUCACACGCCACCUUCACCAGACCGCCGGUGCCACAGGCCGUCGCCACAGCCUCAGCCACAGCCACGUCGUCCAUAGGUGCCGCGGUUGCCUCAGCGGUGGCUUCCGGACAGACCGGGGCGUCCGUACCCUUCGUAGGACCGAAAUUCCCCACGUUAUCGCCGGUUCUACAACAGCUCAUUGAUGACAACGAGCGCAAGAUUAUCGGUUUAUUAGGGCGAGACGUGCAGGGACGAACGCACAAGCCCGGAGUUAGCACGAAGGCAGGGCUCCGGCCGCAAGAUCUCCUCGGCCUCAGCGCCCUCACCAGCAUCCCGCACAGUCUGUAGACAUCGCCGCCGAAGAAGUCCCCGAAGAAGUCCCUCUCGUGUCCGAUUACCUCCGAUACGACCCGCGUGGUUGUCUCUCCCCCAGUUUGUUAACACGGCUCUGGCAGUGUUUUGUUUGUUGUUAGGAAGUGUGUUAUUUUUUUAUUUUUCCUCGUUUUUAAUAUCUUCCAUUUUACGUGUUUUUUUAUACCUUUCUUUUUAAAUGUUUCGUCGGUUUUGUAUUUAAAUCCUGGAGAAUAGAGGAUGAUAAAUUCCGUUUAACAGGAGAGAAUUUGAGAUCAUGUGUUUUGUGAUAGUUUCAGAUCACCAUUUUUAGCAUAACUUCUUUCAUCAAAAGACUGCUGCAUUUUGAGUGGCAGAAACUGUAAAUAGAAUCCAUUCUUAAGUCGCUAAAGACCCACAACAAUCAUUAGAGCAUCACUUUUUUUUUUUUUAACAUUCCUAAUAACAGUAAUGAUAAUUCCCAAUACAAAGGUGUGAUAAUGACUUUAAUAUUUAUUCACAUUCACCGUUGAUCAUCCGUCCCUUGUAAAAGUGUAAAGCCCCAGGGUAAAUGUUUAUAGCCCCAGGGUAAAUGUUUAUAGCCCCAGGGUAAAUGUUUAUAGCCCCAGGGUAAAUGUUCAUAGCCCCAGGGUAAAUGUUUAUAGCCCCAGGGUAAAUGUUAUCACACUGUGCAUUAACCACCGUCUGCAGAGUCAUCUACCUCCACCGUGCCCUUGUCCCAGGUCCUACUUGUCUUUCCUGCUUUUAAAUUAUUAGUUAGAUCCUGUGUCUUUUAUCAAUUUCGUGACAUUGUGUGCUUCGCAGAAUCUCUCUUUUUAUCUGUAAUUACAAUUUAGAGGAUUGUAUCACAUGUUUUAUAUAUUUUCGAAACGUCAACUAUUUAUUUUAAAAGUAUAUGCAAUUAAAAAAAAGUAUUUGCAGAAUA
Molecule: messenger RNA, 2925 nt
Organism: Penaeus vannamei (Pacific white shrimp)
Lineage: Eukaryota; Metazoa; Arthropoda; Malacostraca; Decapoda; Penaeidae
Product: alkaline phosphatase
Biological process (GO): dephosphorylation
Molecular function (GO): alkaline phosphatase activity
Source: RefSeq, a predicted model, not a curated record